Molecule: messenger RNA, 1980 nt
Organism: Oryzias melastigma (Indian medaka)
Lineage: Eukaryota; Metazoa; Chordata; Actinopteri; Beloniformes; Adrianichthyidae
Product: OTU domain-containing protein 1
Exons: 1
Coding region: 311-1555 (414 amino acids)
Biological process (GO): protein deubiquitination
Molecular function (GO): cysteine-type deubiquitinase activity
Source: RefSeq, a predicted model, not a curated record
UUUAUUUUGAAAUUUCACAAACGGAAGUGGUAUUUCUGCAUGGAUUUGACGGGAUUUUACACUGGAGCGAUUUGGUUACAAACAGUUUGAAGGCUAAAAUUAGGGAGGCACCCCAACAGCAAAUGACGCCACACCGCUAAAGUGGACCGUGUCGUCGUCGCUGCGUGUCACCGAUAACAGGACUCGGGGCCAUGGAAACGUUCCCGGCGAGUUUGCCGCCUCUGUCGAUGACUCCGGGGGUAUUUUUAGCUGGCGUUGUCAUCUUUUCGUAACUGCCCCGGCCCCGUUCAGUAUAAAGGACCGCUGGAAGAUGCAGCUGUACAGCAGCGCGCUCACACACUACCCCAAGUCGUCGCGGAAAGUUACCAUAACUUUGUCUGCAGCCCCCGAGCGCCUGAACGGGACACCGCCGACUCCCCCCGAGCUCGACUUCCCCCAACUCGACACAACUUCUCCAACAGGCGCCGCGGAAACUUCUGGAAACAUGCCCGCCUUCUCGUGCUACGACGCCGCUUCCACCAGGAGGCCGCUUUACUUCACCUCCACCGCGGAGAUAUUAAUCCGCCGACCCGACGGAGUGGAGAGGCCCGUUCCUAUCCACAUCAUCCGACAGCCCAAAGCCCCUGCAGGCCGCCCCCACAGCGGGCAGCCCGAGCAGGAGAGCAUGGUGGACUGGAUAAACCAUCAGACGGAGACUGACUGCACAGAACUGCUAGGAGGAUCUGUUUUUAAGAGGAAGAAAGUCAUUGAAUCCACAGGAGAUUCAGAGGUUUCUGGACCUUUGAGGAACAACGGAUGGGCGUCAUUGCAUGAAGAGGAACUGGCCCCCUCAAUGGUUUCCAUGACGAAGAACUUCAGGACGGAGGAUCCAUUUGAAAGGAACAGUAUGGAAAGUUCACCAGCAUCAGAGCAGACCUUGGAGCUCAGUGUUCUGCAGGAGCCCCCUCCACAGGGGCCCCACCAGAGAGACGAUAAGGUCAGCCGGUACCUGGCUGAGGUGGAGAAGCAGAACAAGUACCUCCAGGAGAGGAACCGAUACCGGUACCACAUCAUUCCAGACGGCAACUGCCUGUACAGAGCCGUGUGCAAAGCCACGUACGGGGACCAGGCCGGGCACGGCGAGCUGCGGGAGCAGACGGUGCACCACAUCGCCGACCACCUGGACGAGUUCAACCCCAUCAUCGAAGGGGACGUGGGAGAGUUCCUGAUCAACGCGGCGCAGGACGGAGCCUGGGCCGGCUACCCGGAGCUCCUCGCCAUGAGCCAGAUGCUGAACGUCAACAUCCACCUGACGACGGGCGGCAGCGCCGAGAGUCCCACCGUCUCCACCAUGGUGCACUAUCUGGGAGAGGAGGACGCCUCCAGACCAGCCAUCUGGUUGAGCUGGCUCAGCAACGGCCACUACGAUGUGGUCCUGGACCGAUGUGUCCCCAACCCAGAGUACGAAGACUGGUGCCGGCGCUCACAGAUGCAGCGGAAAAGAGACGAGGAGCUGGCCAAGUCGAUGGCGGCCUCAUUGUCGAAGAUGUACAUAGAGCAGAAUGGUUGUGUGUGAGGUCGGAUGCUGUGGACUUUGCUUUAAAUUAUUAUUCUUUUGUAAGAUUUCUGUUUGAAAAGACGUGCAGAGCACAUCAGUUCUUUUACCAGAAGUUUGAAGUUCUCGACAGUUUGGAUUGUAUUGGAAUAACCGUAUUUGUCUUCCUUUGUUUCCAUCUUUAUUAUGUCAACUGUGUUUCAGAUACACAACUUUUUUUGUGUUUGUUUGUCUUUUUUCCAUUUGGCACAUAGCUGUAUUAUAGCUGCUCUCUUUUUGCACAAAAGUCCUGUCAGACUAGUUUGGGAGAGUUGUAAUUUGUGCCGCUUUCAUGCCAUUUAUUCCAACUUUUUUUUCCUUUUAAACAAAGUUUUUCUUUUGUGGAAAAUGUUUAUUUUAUAAGAUUGUUUUUAACUUUCUAUAAAACUGUCAUUCAGCCUCAACAA